Molecule: messenger RNA, 448 nt
Organism: Chelmon rostratus (copperband butterflyfish)
Lineage: Eukaryota; Metazoa; Chordata; Actinopteri; Chaetodontiformes; Chaetodontidae
Product: cholecystokinin
Exons: 3
Coding region: 97-411 (104 amino acids)
Biological process (GO): digestion
Cellular component (GO): extracellular region; axon
Molecular function (GO): neuropeptide hormone activity
Source: RefSeq, a predicted model, not a curated record
CUCCGCACCAAACUCGCUGUAUAAAAGAGCCGAUCGUGCAGCAGAAGCAUCAGAUUUGCCGGAUUUACCUGUGCACGUACACCUCUUCAUACAGACAUGUCAGGGAAAGUGACCGUGUUGUGCGCGCUGCUGGUCGCGCUGCUGGUCCCCAGCGCGGCCUCCUCACCUGGAGAGGCUGCGGAGACGGACGCGCUGCAGCGGCUCCUGGCCAAGAGGGAAAAAGUGAGAGUCCUGAGCGGCGUGCACGAUCCGGCGCCUCGGGCGGAGCGACGGGCACACCUGUCGGAGGAUGAACGCGAGAUUAUGACCAAACAAAUAAUGCAAGCCAUUUCAGAGAUGAUGAACUCGGAGUGCCUGUCGGAUCGGGACUACCAGGGCUGGGUGGACUUCGGACGCCGGGACGCAAAGUGAGCCACAACAAGGCCAACAGCGACCCGAGAGCGCAGGC